CCGGGGCCAUGGCCGAGGGCGGCGGGGGCGCGCGGAGGAGGGCCCCGGCGCUGCUCGAAGCGGCCCGCGCGCGUUACGAGAGCCUGCACAUCUCGGACGACGUGUUCGGCGAGUCGGGCCCAGACAGCGGCGGGAACCCCUUCUACAGCACCUCGGCCGCUUCGCGCUCCUCCUCGGCCGCCUCCUCGGACGACGAGCACGAGCGCCCCGGGCCCCCGCGGGCCCCCAGCGCCCAGCCGCCGCCCUCUGUCCCCGCCGCGCAGGAGCCGGAGGAGGAUGAGACCGGCGCGGGCUGGAGCGCCGCGCUGCGGGACCGCCCGCCCCCGCGCUUCGAGGACACCGGCGGUCCCACCCGAAAGAUGCCCCCCAGCGCCAGCGCCAUGGACUUCUUCCAGCUCUUUGUCCCCGACAACGUCCUCAAGAACAUGGUGGUGCAGACGAACAUGUACGCCAAGAAGUUCCAGGAGCGCUUCGGCAGCGACGGCGCCUGGGAGGAGGUGACGCUGGCGGAGAUGAAGGCGUUCCUGGGCUACGUGAUCUCCACCAGCGUCUCCCACUGCGAGUCUGUCCUCAGCAUCUGGAGCGGCGGCUUCUAUAGCAACAGGAGCCUCGCGCUGGUCAUGAGCCAGGCCCGCUUCGAGAAGAUCCUCAAGUACUUCCACGUGGUGGCCUUCCGCUCCAGCCAGGCCACGCACGGCCUCUACAAGGUCCAGCCCUUCCUCGACUCCCUGCAGAGCGGCUUCGACUCGGCCUUCAGGCCUUCCCAAACCCAGGUGCUACACGAACCCCUGAUUGACGAAGACCCUGUGUUCAUUGCCACGUGCACGGAGCGGGAGUUGCGAAAGAGGAAAAAGCGGAAAUUCAGCCUGUGGGUCCGGCAGUGCUCUUCCACUGGCUUCAUCAUCCAGAUUUAUGUCCACCUGAAGGAAGGCGGGGGCCCCGAUGGGCUGGACGCGCUGAAGAACAAGCCCCAGCUGCAUGGCAUGGUGGCCCGGAGCCUGUGCCGGAACGCGGCCGGCAAGAACUACAUCAUCUUCACGGGGCCCAGCAUCACCAGCCUGACCCUGUUUGAAGAGUUCGAAAAGCAAGGGAUUUACUGCUGCGGCCUGCUCAGCUCCAGGAAAAGCGACUGCACCGGCCUGCCUGCGUCCAUGCUGACCAACCCGGCCACGCCCCCCGCCCGGGGCCAGCACCGCAUCAAGACCAAGGGCAACAUGUCUCUGAUCUGCUGGUACAACAAGGGGCACUUCCGCUUCCUCACCAACGCCUACUCGCCGGUGCAGCAAGGGGUGAUCAUCAAGAGGAAGCGGGGGGAGAUCCCCUGCCCCCUGGCCGUGGAGGCGUUUGCUGCUCACCUCAGCUACAUCUGCAAGUACGACGACAAGUACAGCAAGUAUUUCAUUUCUCACAAACCGAACAAGACCUGGCAGCAGGUGUUCUGGUUUGCGGUCAGCAUCGCUGUCAACAACGCCUACAUCCUAUACAAGAUGUCGGACGCCUACCACGUGAAGAGGUACAGCCGGGCGCAGUUCGGCGAGAGACUUGUGAGGGAGCUGCUGGGCCUGGAGGACGCCUCUCCAACCCACUGAUGCCGGGCCGGGCCCAGGCGAGGGCCAGGCGGAGGGCGGGGACAAGGAGGGAGAGGGCCCGCCACUCCGACCCGCCUGCCCAGAGCCCCGGAGACACGCUGCUGUGACCUCUGCAGGGACCCGACGGACCUGGCCAGGGGACGGCGGCUGCCCCGGUUUCCGUCCCAGGAAGAGCAUGGCCUCCCCCCAGGGAGUAGCUGCCCGCCUCCUGGGGAUGCUGCCCAAGGGUGGGGCGCCACACCCGACCCCGCCUGCCGGGUGCCCCCAGGGCCGCUGCCCGCCCCGUCCUGCCCAGCGGGGCAUUCCGUCCGCACGGUGCCUGCAGGAGAGCUCAGCUCUGAGCCCCGGGGACCUGGCCAGGCCUUGCCACCAAAGGCGCCAGGGACAGGAAGAGCCGAAGCAUGUCCUGCUAGAAACGCCGCUGUGUGAAGAUGUCAAGACAUUCGUGGCACGGUUCACUCGUCUGCUGCAUCUGCAGGCGACCGGAAGCAGGCGGAGGCCGGCUCUUUGCCGCUAGGACUGUCCAGAUACGCACGGGGGAGCGAGGGCUCUCCCAGCUUGGCCUCUGCGAGCAGCUUAGAGCGGGUCUCCCGGAAGAACAAACAGCGGGCCGCUGUGUGAUGGGCGGGGAGGGGACCCAGUGCCGGCCAGCAAAUGAGGCCUUCCUGGGUGUGUGGCCUGUCCCUCGGGCGGACGGGGAGAAGGGAAAACGCCAACAAUCGCAGUGAAGUGUGAUGCUAUUUUUUAUUUUUAAAUAUAUCUUCAGGUUAUUUUCUUACUGUUGCUUAAGAUCUUCUGUAAAAGGAAAAUGUCUCCCUCCUUUCCUGCCCCCUUCCCCCCCCCCCGACCCCCGCCUCCCCCAGUCACGGCUCCUUGCUCGGCCCCGGUUCUGUGGUCUGGGCGCCUGCCCCUGCCGGGGCCAGAAGGGGCGCUCGCCACCAGAACAGACGUGUUGCACCCACCGAGGACCCAGGGGGCCUGCGGGCCUUCAGCUUUGUCACCGACCUUGUCGUGGGCAGAAUUACUUGUUUAGGAAAAUAUGUAGCAUUGCCAAGACGAACAGCAAGAUGUGUCCAGGGAUGACCACUCUUCCCCGCAUGUGCAGCGAGUAACCUGGCCCUGUUUGCCUGUCUCAGGUUGCACCCCGGGGGUGGUUCUGCUGACCCCGCAGACCCCGCGGGGCACAGGCUGCUGGCUGGGUGGUGGGAUUUCCCCCGGGGCCGGCUCACUGCUGGACCAGAAGGACAGCAGCCGGCAGCCAGGCCCCACUCACUCCCCGGGGCAUCCCGGGCUCUUUCUGAAUCCUGGCUCCAGGUCUCCUGGGAGGAGGCCUCAGCCAGGGCGGCCAACUGCCCGGCUGUCCCCACAGACGACAAACAAGUCAUUCCUGGAGUCCCCUGGUCCCCCAGCAGCCACUUCACACCGCCCCCUCACUUGUACAAGCGUGGCAUCUACUCUACUCAGGCUCGGGGACUUUGUCCCGUGGUCACUCACACGCAGUGCGUGAGCCGUGUUGCCGGCAGCAUGCCCCCAGCUCCAUGUCACCCGUGUCCUCGGUGCGUGACGGCCACCCUCGUCCUUGGUGUUCAUUCAGUGCCACGGAUUGCAGGCCAAAUUUUAAAUUGCAUUUCGAAACACCGUUGCCAUGUCCUUUACUCAGAUUGAAAGCACUUUUACCACGUGGAGAAAUAUAUUUUUAAUUUGUGAUGCUUUUCUACAAGGUCCACUAUUUCUGAGUUUAAUGUG
Molecule: messenger RNA, 3335 nt
Organism: Artibeus jamaicensis (Jamaican fruit-eating bat)
Lineage: Eukaryota; Metazoa; Chordata; Mammalia; Chiroptera; Phyllostomidae
Gene: PGBD5
Product: piggyBac transposable element derived 5
Exons: 7
Coding region: 9-1589 (526 amino acids)
Biological process (GO): non-replicative DNA transposition
Cellular component (GO): nucleus
Molecular function (GO): transposase activity
Source: RefSeq, a predicted model, not a curated record